CCAACUUUAAAUAAAGCAAACAGUCAGAGCCAACAAUCAUCAUCACCGUCCUCAACUCUCUCUCCACAAAACACAUAGAUACACACUCAUGUAUCUAUCUAUCUGUAUACACACAUUCAAGAAUCAAUCAAUCAACCAUUACAAUUUACAAUCCACAUUUCCAUAAACACAAAGUUCACUUUUUUAUUAUUGGGAUCCCCAUUCUACCACACACCCACAAAAACCAAUCAACAAUCACAUUCUUUUGAUUAACAAAUUUGUGAAAAAAGUAAUUUUCUUGAUAAAGAUUGAAAUGGGGUUCUUCUUAAUCGCUUUAUUUGUGGCUGCCGGAGUUGUUGCGGUGGUGAACGGCGGUGUCGGUGGGUUUCCGGCGAGGGUUUUGACUCUUGAAAGGGUUUUUCCGGCGAACAUGACGACGGUUGAUGUUGAAGUACUCAGAACACGAGACCGUGUGAGACACGCGCGAAUCUUGCAACGGUUUUCUGGUGGUAUUGUUGAUUUUAAUGUUGUUGGUACCUCUGAUCCUUACUAUGGCGGGUUGUACUUUACUAAAGUGAAGUUGGGUUCUCCAGCAAAAGAAUUCAACGUUCAAAUCGACACCGGAAGUGACAUUUUAUGGGUUACUUGCAGUUCUUGCAGUGACUGUCCUCGAUCAAGUGGAUUCGGUAUCGAUCUCAAUUUCUUUGAUGCUGGAAGCUCAUCAACUGCUUCUACCGUAUCAUGUUCGGACUCUAUAUGUUCAUCAAUCAUUCAAACGUCGGAUGCAUCGUGUUCCACAGGCAAUCAGUGUGGUUAUAAUUUUCAGUAUGGAGAUGGUAGCGGGACAUCGGGUCAUUACGUCACGGAUUUGUUGCAUUUCGACACAAUUGUGGGCCCUUCCUUGAUUGCUAACUCUUCCUCUUCCAUUACUUUCGGGUGUAGCACGUAUCAAACGGGUAGCUUGACUAAACCGGAUAAGGCGAUUGACGGGAUUUUCGGUUUUGGUCAACACCGUCUGUCUGUCGUGUCACAACUCGCUUCACGAGGAAUUACUCCAAACGUAUUCUCGCAUUGCUUUAGAGGCGACGGAACGGGUGGUGGCAAGCUUGUUCUCGGUGAGAUUUUGGACCCCAAUAUGGUUUAUAGUCCCCUUGUCCCAUCACAGCCUCAUUACAAUCUGGAUUUACAGAGUAUUGCCGUCAAUGGACAGAUGUUGCCAAUUGUGCCGGCUGUUUUUGCCACAUCAGACAACCGAGGAACCAUUGUUGAUACCGGAACAACUUUGACAUUCCUUGUUGCAGAAGCGUUUGAACCUUUUGUCAAUGCUAUAAAUUCUGCUGUUUCGCGAGUAACAACACCUGUAAUCUCCAAGGGCACACAAUGUUAUUUAGUUACAUCAAGCAUAACUGGAAUUUUCCCGGAGGUUUCCUUAAACUUUGCUGGCGGUGCAGCCAUGAUCCUUAAGCCGGAAAACUAUCUUGUACAUGGGGACCCCAUUGAGGGAGGUACACCGUGGUGCAUCGGCUUCCAGAAAGCUCAAAACGGGGUGUCAAUUCUUGGAGAUCUUGUUCUUAAAGAUAAGAUAUUUGUUUACGAUCUAUCAAAGAAACGAAUUGGAUGGACAGAUUACGAUUGUUCAAAUGAUGUAAACGUCUCCAUAACCUCAAGCAAGGAUGAAUUGAGCGACAGCGGUUCAUCUAGAACCACAAGUGUUCUUCAAGCUCUUUUGCCCCAUAUAGUAGCAGUGGCUCUUGGUUCUUCACUAUGGUAAAAAGUAAAAUAUAUAUAUAUAUAUAUAUAUAUAUAUAUAUAUAUAUAUAUAUAUAUACACGGUCUGCAAGAUUGAACAGUAUCAGUCGAACUUUGGAAAUGUAGAUGCACGAAAGGAGAUCGUUCAGUUUUGUAUUUUUUGAAAGGAAAAACAAUAUUUAUAACGAAAAGUUAAGUGCAACGACUCUAAAAGAUCUGAACCGCGGGUCAUUCGCUCUUUUAGGUUUAGGUUAAGGGGCCAAAUUCGAGUUAGGAGGUCUAAAAUGUUUUGUGGCUGGUAAUUAACUGGUGGGACAUGAUGUGUAGAAACUUGGUUUUAGAUCUUUUGGCUCAUUUGGGUUUUAUUUUUAAUUUUUAUAUUUUGGAGUC
This is a messenger RNA of Helianthus annuus (common sunflower), 2118 nucleotides long. RefSeq names its product aspartic proteinase-like protein 2. The transcript has 10 exons. Gene Ontology annotation, biological process: proteolysis. Bases 293 to 1750 code for a protein of 485 amino acids. The record is from RefSeq and is a predicted model, not a curated record. Lineage: Eukaryota; Viridiplantae; Streptophyta; Magnoliopsida; Asterales; Asteraceae. Gene Ontology annotation, molecular function: aspartic-type endopeptidase activity.